This is a messenger RNA of Cylicocyclus nassatus, 453 nucleotides long. The record is from the annotation of a GenBank genome assembly. NCBI's taxonomy places the organism in Eukaryota, Metazoa, Nematoda, Chromadorea, Rhabditida, Strongylidae.
AUGGGUGGCUACCCCAAUCCACGCGACUGUUCCAAAUGUAUUUGUCCCGAUGGAUACGGAGGCCGUCUAUGUGAUGAAAAGCCAUCUGGAUGUGGUAAAGUUUAUAGAGCUAAAAGUAAAGUACAAAUUCUGGAGCAAGAUUUUGGAGAAAGUGGUGAGGAGUCAGAUGAUUUUACAAAGUGCACUUUUUGGAUCAAGGCUGACAAAGGCAGAAAGAUAGAGAUGAGACUUAAAGAUGCCGUCGCUGAAGUUACAUCCGACAGUGGCUGCGUUUUUUGCGGGAGUAGAAAUCAAACUUUAGAAAGAUCAGCUCCUAACGGGUUACAGAUUCUGCACAAACAAGGUGGAGAGGACAAAGUGUUCGUUUCAAAAACUGACACAGUUCCCGUCAUUCUCUAUCGAUCGAUGGGAAUGGUGAUGGCUACUCUGGAGUAUCGCAUGAGUAUGUUUUGA